GUAGUCAUUAAAGAGCAACAGUCAGUCACCCUAUUUCAACUUCAACACAUCAUCUUCUAAACUUCUACAAAACAACUCUGCAAGGUCAUCUACUACUGGUACAGACUACAGUCUACAGUGAUCAAUUAUCAGUUCAAUUUCAAACCACAGAGAGCUCAAGGCUCAUGAAAUCAUGCCCAAACUGAAAACAAUUGAUUCAUUCUUUAAAAGAAAAGAAGUUGAGGAUACUGCAAAUAAUACAACUUCUGGUGUUAAUGCUUCAUCGAGUUCAGCUGAGCCUCCUUCAAAUCCUCAAAAUACUGAAGAACAUCAGUUGGAAAAUCUUGGGCAUGAUUUUAAUGACGUUGAUAUUGCUACUAUUGAACGAGAUCCUGGAAAACGUUUGAAGAUGUGGGAAUAUCCACCCAACAAGCGCGAUGAGAUUAGACGUGCUUAUUUGAAAUUAGGGCCAUAUCAAAUUCACCUUACGGAAUAUCCAAAGUCUGGAAAUAAACAUCCUCGUCGCUUUCAAGAGUCAUGGUAUACCCAAUUUUCUUCUUGGCUUGAAUAUUCUCCUUUUGAAGAUGCAGCGUAUUGCUUACCAUGCUAUCUUUUUACAAUGAAAGCAGCUUGUCGUCCUGGUUGGGACGUAUUUAGUGUCAAGGGAUUUAGAAAUUGGAAGAAAGUGAAUGACGGAAAUCGGUGUGCAUUUUUGAAUCAUAUUGGAGAGGGUUCUUGCUCACCUCAUAACAAAGCUGUGCAAGCUUGUGAGGAUUUGUUGAAGCAAUCAAGACAUAUAGACAAAGUGAUCAAUAUGCAAACACGUGCGCAGAUUGUAAAUAACCGAUUGCGAGUGAAGACUUCUAUUGAUGCUAUUCGUUUUCUCGCAGUUCAGGGAUGUGCUUUUAGAGGUCACGAUGAAACUCCAGAGUCACAAAAUCAAGGUAAUUUUGUUGAGUUGAUUAAACUUUUGGCAUCAUAUAAUGAAAAAGUGGCACAAACUGUUUUGGAAAAUGCUCCUAAAUCUGCUAAAUAUACAUCACCAGCAAUACAAAAGGAAAUUUUGCAAGUUAUUGCGAGCAAAGUGCGGAAAAAGAUUCGAGAAGAUGUUGGAGAUUCUAAAUUUUGUAUUAUCGUUGAUGAGGCCCGUGACGAGUCUAAGAGAGAACAAAUGGCUCUUGUUUUGAGAUUUGUUGAUGGAGAAGGUUUUAUACAAGAGCGCUUCUUUGAUCUUUCUCAUGUUAAAGACACUGGAGCUGCAACUCUAAAGAAUGAAAUAUGUGUCAUUCUUUCUCGUCAUUCACUUGAUGUUCAAAAUAUUCGUGGACAAGGGUAUGAUGGAGCAAGCAAUAUGCGGGGUGAGUGGAAAGGAUUGCAAGCAUUAUUUCUAAAUGAUUGUCCAUAUGCAUACUAUGUGCAUUGCUUCGCACACCGCUUGCAAUUGGCAUUAGUUGCUGCAUCAAGAGAGGUAAUUCCUGUCCAUAAUUUUUUCUCUCAUUUGAGCUUUGUUAUAAAUGUGGUUGUUUCUUCUUGUAAACGUCAUGAUGAGUUACAAGAUGCUCAAAUAGAAGAAAUAGCACAUUUAUUAUCUAUUGAUGAACUUGAAAGUGGAAAGGGAGCUAAUCAGAUUGGCACUUUGAAACGACCUAGUGAUACUCGAUGGAGCUCAUAUUUUCUUUCUUUAUGUAGCCUAGUGAGACUAUUUGGUCCAACUAUUGCAGUGCUUGAAAAAAUUGAGAAAGAAAGUUCCAAUUAUUGCCAACGUGGUGAUGCUAAUGCAGCUUGCAAAAUUCCCCAAACCAUACUGAGCCUAGCUGCUGUAUUUAGAUCUUGA
Messenger RNA from Rosa rugosa (rugosa rose), 1813 nucleotides. RefSeq lists its product as uncharacterized. The transcript has 2 exons. Lineage: Eukaryota; Viridiplantae; Streptophyta; Magnoliopsida; Rosales; Rosaceae. Bases 173 to 1813 code for a protein of 546 amino acids. The record is from RefSeq and is a predicted model, not a curated record.